GCUGCUUCCCUCUUCCGGGGCCAAUGCUGCGGAGGCCGCAAGUCCGAGGAUUCCGCUCUGGGACUCGAGUCAAUGGCGGACCUGCUGUACCUGGUAUUGGGCUAUUUGAGCAUCUGGUCUCAGAUGGAGCAACAGGAACUGGACCAAGUCUUUAUGCCUGUUUUUUCAGCCAUGUCUUGGCUGAGACUCCUCUACAGCCUGCGCGGCGAGCGGUGGCUGGGACUUCGUCUGCUACCCAUCCUGUCGGCCGUCAGGGAUACGUGGUCGUUUUUUCUUGUGACCGUCCUGUGCCUAGCAUCGGCGACACAUGCCUAUUUCAUCUUAAACCCUAGAGGGGAAGACCCACUGCCGAUAUACUCUGCCUUCACCCAUACAGUACGCCUUGGCAUUUUUGGAGACUUCGACCUCUUCGAGUACCAGGGACAAGACACAACCUUCGCAGUUGAUGCUACAGGUGAGUGGGUGCCCAAUGAUCCGGUCCCCGACGAAAUCGGCUCUUUCUCGUUCGUGUACCUGCAAGUCAUCUUUUUCCUCACAGGCGUCGGGAUCACCAUCCUGCUCAUGAACUUGCUGAUCGGCGUCCUGGGCCAGAACUACGAGAUCCACACGGAUCGGGCUCAGGUCCUCUUCGUGCGGGCCCGGGCCCGGAUGCUUUUGGAGCACCGGAGUCGUCCCCAGGCCCGGCUCUCGCGGCUCCACCGAAAGCUGCGCUCAAAGAGGGCCCGAGCCAAGGACCCGGAAGCCACGGAGAAAGGGAACGAAAUGUCCGCCUGCCAUCUCUGCACGGCUGUGGUGGUUCUCCUCUGCUUCCUGCCAGUCAUGUUUACUGUGAUCGGCUCUCGCCACUGGGACGGCGUCAUGGGCCCCGCGCGCCGCAGAGUGUUUCGGCACAAAACGCUGACUUUUUUGCUGUUCCUGAUCUUUCCUGUCCUCCUGGCAAUGUCACUGGCGGUGGCUUUGCCUGUCGCGCUCGGCUUGAUGAGUUUUUGGCUCCUCGGCUUCCGCAUCGAGGGCAUGCAGUAUGCAAUGAACCUCACUAUCUUCCGGGUUUUCGGGAAUGAGCCGGCUUCCGAGUGCACCAUUUAUGCCAUGGUCCGGACCGAGUCGGGCGUUGACGAGCUGCGCGGCAUGCGGACCGAUCUCAAGGACAAAAUGCAGAAGCUGGAGGAUGUCUUGCAGAAGCAGCAGAAGGCUCACAAGGCGCCAAGUGAUUCGCCUUUCAUAGAUGCUUUAAUGGUAGGCUUUUUGGGGUUUGGGGUUUAG
Molecule: messenger RNA, 1263 nt
Organism: Symbiodinium necroappetens
Lineage: Eukaryota; Dinophyceae; Suessiales; Symbiodiniaceae
Source: the annotation of a GenBank genome assembly